This is a messenger RNA of Abrus precatorius (Indian licorice), 405 nucleotides long. RefSeq names its product auxin-responsive protein SAUR36-like. The transcript has a single exon. The record is from RefSeq and is a predicted model, not a curated record. Lineage: Eukaryota; Viridiplantae; Streptophyta; Magnoliopsida; Fabales; Fabaceae. Gene Ontology annotation, biological process: response to auxin. Bases 1 to 405 code for a protein of 134 amino acids.
AUGAUCAGAAAAUCACACAUGUACCCUGCCAGUGGCAACCGAAACGUAAUCUUCAAAUUGGUGCGGUGUUUUGGACAAGGAAGCAAUGGAUUGUGUUUGCAAACAUGGGAGCCCAAGUAUGUAGAGUUGGGCCAUAGCCCAAUAGAGCUUCCAAAGGGACAUUUGGCGGUGUAUGUGGGGGAAUCGGAGGAUGAGAAGCAGCGUGUGUUGGUACCCAUUACACACCUCAAUCAUCCACUCAUUGGAAAGCUAUUAGAGGAGGCAGAGAAAAUUUACGGGUUCGACCAUCCUGGUGUAAUAACCAUACCAUGCGGAAUCUCCGAGUUCCAGAGAAUUCAGAAGAUUAUCACCACCACCACCCAUGGCUUCCACAAGCGCCUUUGCAUUUGUUGUUUCAUCCACUGA